Messenger RNA from Adineta ricciae, 1260 nucleotides. The record is from the annotation of a GenBank genome assembly. NCBI's taxonomy places the organism in Eukaryota, Metazoa, Rotifera, Eurotatoria, Adinetida, Adinetidae.
AUGGAGUGUAAUGGCUUGACCAAAUGUCAGCUUGAUUUAAAUCCACAAUAUUUACAUAUAUGCAGUCAAUAUAGUGAUUACAUGGUACUUGACUAUUCAUGUUUACAAGGUCAAAGUUUAUCGGUAUGUGACAAUCAUGUCACUCUUACGACACCGCUUGACCUGCAGCAUCGUGUAUUCAUUCGAAGUUCGAACUAUCCGAAUGAAUAUGAAAAUUCGCUCAAUUGUUCGUGUGAAAUUAAAACGAAAAAAUCGACAUUGGAAUACCUGGACUUUGCACUCGAAGAACGUGAUGAAAUGAAUGUAUGUUCACGCGAUUAUUUACAAAUUGAUAAUCAAUCUUACUGCGAUACGAUCGCUGAGAAUAAAAUCACUCUGCACCCGUUAACAUCGCUCAUAUUCAAAACAAACGAUGUAAUUACGAGAAAAGGAUUUUGGCUAAUGAUUCAAAGCGAUGAUUCGAUUCAAGUAUCAUGUCGAAAUUCCUUUGAAUCACCUUUUCCGACAACGUCACCGUCAACAACAGUGCCUUCCGUGUCAUUCUUGUCAAGUUCGUUGACUAUGAUUACAAAUUCUACACAUUUACAAUCACAGCGUCCUUCCACUCUUUCGAUGAUUCUUCUUUUAACCAUUAUUUUUGUCAUUGUACUCCUUGUUUUGAACCUUCUGCUGAUUGUUCUCUGCUGGAAACAAAAACAAUCGAAACAGAGAAUCAAUUCAAAAAUCAAUCACUCACAUCGACCAUUUUCAUGUUCGAAACGUUUAUCCUCCUCCUCAUCAUCGUCUAUAACUUACGGCGAAACACCAGUAUUAACUUCACUCGAUACACAAAAGCGUCAAACAACAUCAACAACAACAACCGCAACCGGUACUUACGAAGAUCCAAACGAAUUGCUCAUUAUGCAACAACAGCAACAUCAUAUUCACAACCACCCACUUUAUCUACAACAUCGUUCAGAACCGAAAACAUUUUGUCCGAUUGUUCUUCCAACAUGUUCGACAAAUGCUGGUUAUAAUCCAAUGAUCCAUUGCCAUCAAACUGUUUAUCCACACUAUUCACUCGAUUCUCAACAUAUCUAUGAAACGAUUCAAGAUGGUUAUUGUGCCUAUCAACGAUUAGCGGCCACACUCCGUCGCCAACAACAGCAGCAGCAACAAUGUACAUGUACUUGUCCAUAUAUUGAACAAAACUUUUCGAUACAAACUGAGAAAUUCGAUGUAGAGAAAAAGAUUGAAUCAAACCCUGAAACACUAGUCUGA